CUUGCCCUGUCUCAACCUCACACCUUCAUGUCUUCCUGUCCCCUUUCAGUCCCUUCCAUUACCCUGCAAUGUACUAUAACGCUCAUGUACAUGGCUGCAACAUGCUGAUGGGUAGGUUACAGGAAUGGCCUGUGGCUCAAGGACUUUUAUCAUCUGACUCUCCAGGGAUCUGCUGAUGUUUGUGCGCCACUUUGCUCACCUUCCUCUCAGCAGUGGGAGAAGUUUUACUAGGAGAACCCCUGUCUGACUGUCUUUUCAAUGGCAUUAAAGAAGAUCACUUAUGAGAGAGCCAGGGGCUGGAUGAAUGGAGGGAGUGAGGAGGAGAGAGAGAGAGAAGUUCAUGAAGAGCAAUCUUCUCUGAGGUGUCUUCUCCAGUUUGUCUACAUCCCCUGCUGACCAGGUGCCAGAUGAAGGUAGUGUGCCAAGCAUGGCCUGACCAGCUCCGCAGAGAAAGGAAUCAACCCCUCCCUGCUUUAGAAAGGACUGCACUCUUAACCCCUGGAGAUUGUCCUUGGAUUUCAAGAAGGUGCCAGCACGUUCCUGAUACGAGACUGUCCUGAGGAGUGCUAGUGAGAAUAAAGAAAGAGCACCUCGGAUGAGGAGCCUCAGUGAAAGAGGAGAUAGUGGCUUCAUCACAAUCAUUUCUCCUGUGUUACUCUUUACUAGUGUCGGCAUUAUUGGAUCCCACUGGCCUGACACAGACAACAUGCAAUGUUGUUGGAAUGUGGAAACUGCCUUCCGCGAUACCUCUCCUAGGAGGGCUACAGAAGGAAGAGUCCUCAGAGAUCCCAUGAAGAACCUUAUCCCUCCACUUUGGAUGCUGAGCCACUUCUACUGCUCUCUUACACCUGUUCUCUACAUCAUGUAAGGAAGAGUUGCUGUAAACACGAUACUGAUCUCUGCUGCAGUAUUACCAGAGACAAGUAGGAACCCAUCGUUUACCUCCAAGACCUGUGAACUGGGAUCCUGGCUGAAUGUAAAAGUCCAUGUGGAGGUUCCCAUGCACAGAGCUUCACAAAAACAUCUGACCCCAAUUCCAGGUGUGGAGUUUUGUAUCUUAUCAAGAUGGGGACAAGUGGGGUUUCAUUGAAAAGCAUCUAGGGAACAAAGGCACAUGGAGAAAUACCAGGAGUAUCAAGUCUUGGCUUUGCUGGGGGAUCCUCUGGCCUGGAAGACAGAUGAGCUCAACUAAGGUUGGAACAGCACAACAGGUUGAAGCCUGAACUGUAGCUCAACAGAAAGGUGUCCCCAAGGAAGGGAGGAGGCGGGCAGCAGCGAUGAGGCAGGCGAACGGGAGUUUGACACCUAAUGUCCGGGAGGCGUGAAUAAAAGGCCCCAGGCUAGCAGGCGGGGCUGCGGGUGCAGGACCAGGAAGCGACAGCGCUCCGGAAAGCCAGGUAGCAGCAGCAGCAGGAGGAGGAGGAACAGGAGCCCCCUGCACAGGAGGAAGGACGCAGCUGAAGCGCUCUGGGAUCCUCAGGAUGGCUCUGAGUGGCUCCUCCGACCCCCUGCUGCAGCGGGAGGAGGGUGGCAGUGGCAGCGGCAGCAGGGAGACCCCCUUCCUGUUGAAGGCUCUCCAGAUCGCCUUGGUAGUCUCUCUCUACUGGUUCAUCUCCAUCACCAUGGUCUUCCUCAACAAGUACCUCCUGGACAGCCCCUCGCUGCGCCUCGACACCCCGCUCUUUGUCACCUUCUAUCAGUGUGCUGUCACCGUCUUCUUCUGCAAGGCCCUCAGCCUGCUGGCCUCCUGCUGCCCACUGGGCUACCUGGACUUCCCCUCCAUCCGCAUGGACCUCAAGGUGUCCCGCAGCAUCCUGCCCCUCUCUGUGGUCUUCAUCAGCAUGAUCACCUUCAACAACCUGUGCCUCAAAUACGUUGGCGUGGCCUUCUACAAUGUGGGGCGCUCGCUCACCACUGUCUUCAAUGUCCUGCUCUCCUACCUGCUCCUCAAGCAAACCACUUCCCUGUAUGCCCUGAUAGCCUGUGGGGUCAUUAUAGGUGGAUUCUGGCUGGGCAUAGACCAAGAGGGAGCAGAGGGCACUCUGUCAUGGGCUGGCAUAAUCUUUGGGAUCCUGGCAAGUCUCUGUGUCUCACUCAAUGCCAUCUACACCAAGAAAGUGCUGCCUGCCGUGGAUGGCAGCAUCUGGCGCCUGACCUUCUACAACAAUAUGAAUGCCUGUGUCCUAUUCUUGCCCCUUAUGCUGCUGCUCGGUGAGUUCCACACCCUCUACCAUUUCGACAAGCUGGGGAACCCUGGUUUCUGGGGCAUGAUGACCCUGGGAGGAGUGCUUGGCUUUGCAAUCGGUUAUGUGACGGGACUCCAGAUCAAGUUCACCAGCCCACUCACCCACAAUGUGUCUGGGACGGCCAAGGCCUGUGCCCAGACAGUGCUGGCUGUCUGCUACUACGAGGAGACCAAAAGCUUCCUAUGGUGGACGAGCAACAUGAUGGUUCUAGGAGGCUCCUUUGCCUACACAUGGGUAAAAGGGCUGGAGAUGAAGAAGGCACAGGAGGAAUCCACUCCAAAAACAGGCGAGAAAAAUGAGACUGGCGUCUAGGCUAGCUCCUGUCUGCACUUCUGCUGCUGCGCCUAUGGAGUGGAGCUUCAAUGGGAAAGAAGCCAGGAUCAGGAACCUUCAGGGCAGGAAAACAUUGAAUUAUGCAAUGCAUAGAAAGGGGUGUCGAAAGUGAAGCCAAAGGCGUCCCGUGUAUACAGUGUGUUUACUAAAAUUGUGAUGGAGGGGAGGAGAAUAUUACUUCCUUUGGAUUUCACCGUUUCUUGAAUAGGAGAGGGCAUUUGUUGAUGGAACGAGGGUGUAUUAGGGGGACCUUCUGUCAGUACUGGGGCUUUUUUAAACUGCUGCUACCAUUUAAAUACUGUAUGGACACCCAACUGCUCCCCUGGUGAUGGAGCGGGAAAAGGGCAUGAGGUGUGUGUGUCUGGGGACAGAUAAUGGCUACUUCUAGAUUAGCCACAAAUUUAAGUGGUAAGAUCUUGCACCUAAAUGUAGGGGAGGAGCAGGUAGCCAGACUUUCCAGGCUACUCCUUCCUCCUAUUAUAAGUAAGGUUAAGAUUUUGUCACAGUUAUUUUUAGUAAAAGUCACAGACAGGUUGUGGGCAGUAAACACGAAUUUACGGAAACCCAUGACCUGUCUGACUUUUACUAAAAAUAAUGGGAGGGCAGAGAAGGCUGACAGGGGAUGACUGAAGCCUGGGUAAAGGGGGGGGAGAAUGAGAGCCAGAGCACUGCUGCACGUGGGGGGUGGGGGGUGUACAGCACCCCCCACCUGGGGGCUGUGUCCCUCCCACAGCAGCUGAGGGCUGCGGGGGAGAGUGGGAACAGCAGCUGAUAGCUCUGGCCCCACCACCCCGGGCUGAGGCAGAAAAUGUCAUAGAGGUCUCUGGAAGUCACUGAAUCUGUGACUUCUGUGACCUCUGUGACAUAAUCUAGCCUUAAUUAUAAAUGAAAAUGGAUGUUCUUCCUGUUCCUACCCCAUUGCAAUAUACACUUGGAAAUCCCCUCACCAACAAUUCUGGGGCCUCUAAAUUGCCUGUCCAAGGAGUCAGUAUUUCUUGGCGUGGAUCCUUCAAGGUUGUAUGUUAACUCUGUUUUACUCCCACACCCAAGGGUUUGCUUGUCCAAUAAAUGACUAAAAGGAUGGGACAGAAUUUUUAUCCCACUUCCAAAAGCUAGCAACAUUCCUUGUGUUGGGCAGGGGGAUGGUGAUGGCCCUUUCACAUAUUGCUGGUUCCUUCCUUUACUGGGUACCUGGGACUCUGCCUUGGUGAAAGAGUAGCUGGCUCUCUCUUUUUAUGGCUUUUUGAACCAUCUGCUGUUCUGGGGUGAGUACCCCGUAAUAAUGAAUUGGGGAAUUCAAGACAUUUCUCAUUAGCCUUCUGUAUUAGGGGUAGAGUUGCCUUUCUGGCAAUAAUGCUCUCAUAAUUAGGCAAGUUUCAGGGUGAAUUUCUCUCUGCCCCAGAUGGUUGCCUUACUCAGUGAUCCUCACUAGAAGGGGUGCCCACUGCAUGAAAAUUGACACUUGAGCAUGGAAAAUGCCAUAAUUCAGCUGCAUCAAGAACUUACUGGGAAGUUGCAACUCUUUUACUAAGAAAUCCCAGAUCAGGGAUGAAUGCAGUUGAGCUGAAUUCAUAUCCAGGCUCCCACUUAAGAGUCUGAUUAGCACAGAAACCUCUGUGCCCUACCGUCUCAUUCAAGUGCCAUUGUGGCUACAGAAGAGCUACCUUCUUCUCAUCUUGAUUCACAGACAUUGAUUCUUCCUCCCUAGUAAAUAUCUAACCUCUGAGCUCCUUCACCUUCCAAGGAUUCCUAAAGUGGGGUAUGGUGGGAGCUGGUGUGAUCUAUCCCACAGUGCACUAACAAGUCCCAAAGAGUACCAGGCCACUAUUAUGAAAGCAGUAGGACAUUUUUUUCUCUCUCUUUCUUCCACUCCCACUCUUGCUGGGUGAAUUGUUCCUGAUUCCAAUUCACUUCACUGGAGUUCUGAAUCACAUUUGCCUCAUUGAAGGCCACUUUUUUUGGUAGGAGGAUGGAUUUUUUCCCAUGGUCUCUGUUAUUUUUUCUACUGGGAUAAAUUUUAGGUUGCAAACACCGACCUGUGAUUGUCAAACUUGUUUAAUAAAAGUGUGGAUUGGAACCUUGGGGACUGUUUUGGUCUGCAGAGCUGGCAAAGUGUGCAAGAUAAUAGUGGUUUCUGCAGUGCUCCUAGCACACAGGGAGACCCUAAAUUCCUUCUACUUGCUUCAGCAUGGUAGCAGUCCUGGCCUUUCACUAUUGCCUGUCAUUGAACCUGACACUGAAUUGUCAUUGUAGCCUCUCCCCUCAGACUUGUUGGCCUGUAAUCACUUUCUGAGAGCCAUAGUUUCAUGUUUGUUAAAUGAUGUGGUCUGGAAUGUCUGAGAUUUUCAACACUGAGCUCAGAUGUGGCUGCAUGAAGGACAUUACCCUUCUCCCUCCAUGCAUAUUCGCUGCUGUGUGUAUGGAUAGGACUCACUCCUGUGUUUUGCUGGACUGAAGGAAUUGUUCUGGUAGUUUAUAGUCUCAAUUAACCAGCACCAUGUCACCAAACAGAUUCUGGGUGCUCCCUGAGUGCCUCAGAUAACAGCGGUUGUGCAGUCACUGAGCUGAUAUUCUGUCCUCCUUAAGAGUGCUGCAGUGGGAAUCCUCCAUCAUCUGCAUCCUCCGUACUUGCCCUCUAUGCAUCAUUGGAUCAAUUUCCUUGUGAUUCAUAGGACAGUGGUUUUCAACCUGUAGUCUUAUGCCUAAGAUUUCCAAAGGGGUCUGCACCUGCGUUUGAAAUGUUUUUAGGGGGUCUGCAAAUAAAAAAAGGUUGAAAAUCACUGUGCUAGGAGAAGGAUUUCUCAGCCUGAUUAACCCUUUUGGCUCUAGGCAGCUGUGUGUCUCAUCGGGAUUUCCCAGAAGUCAUGGGUGCAGCUAUACGUUAUUAGCGCCGCUCACAGAGAUCAUCGAGGAGGAUGGGAGGCAAAUCAGAUAGUGUUGCCAACUCUCGUGAUUUUAAGAUCAGACUUGUGAGAGUCUUUUUCUCAAAGCCCCUGACCCUGAAGUCACGUGAACAGGGUUGAAUCGUAUCUUAAAAAAAUA
Messenger RNA from Mauremys reevesii (Reeves's turtle), 5621 nucleotides. It is a transcript of the gene SLC35C1, whose product is annotated as solute carrier family 35 member C1. The record is from RefSeq and is a predicted model, not a curated record. Gene Ontology annotation, cellular component: Golgi apparatus. Bases 1482 to 2558 code for a protein of 358 amino acids. The transcript is spliced from 8 exons. Gene Ontology annotation, molecular function: antiporter activity. Gene Ontology annotation, biological process: protein O-linked glycosylation via fucose; GDP-fucose import into Golgi lumen. NCBI's taxonomy places the organism in Eukaryota, Metazoa, Chordata, Testudines, Geoemydidae.